Molecule: messenger RNA, 588 nt
Organism: Nematocida minor
Lineage: Eukaryota; Fungi; Microsporidia
Product: exosome complex component RRP40
Exons: 1
Coding region: 1-588 (195 amino acids)
Biological process (GO): poly(A)-dependent snoRNA 3'-end processing; CUT catabolic process; nuclear polyadenylation-dependent rRNA catabolic process
Cellular component (GO): nuclear exosome (RNase complex); cytoplasmic exosome (RNase complex)
Molecular function (GO): RNA binding
Source: RefSeq, a predicted model, not a curated record
AUGUUCGUAGUCCCCGGGGAGGAAAUUGAAGCAGAGUUUCAAAACAUGUCGAUAGGCGCAAAGGUCUCUGAGCACAGCAGCAACAGAAACAGAAGAGCUGCCACAUCUUCGUCUAUUGGCGAGCUACUAUCACUUGACAAGAGCAACUAUUGGGUGAACUACAAGCAAGCAAAGUACGCGCCCCUAUUAGACGACAUAGUCAUAGGAAUAGUCAAAGGGAAAGGGAAAGAAACGUACAAGGUAGAUAUAGGAGGGCCAUCGUAUGCGAUCAUCAAUUACAUGGACUUCCCAAGCGUCACCAAAAGAAACAGAAUAAAUUUGAACAUAGGAGAUGCGAUACUUGCACAAGUGGUGGAUGACAGUUUGCACAGUGAAACAGUGAUAUCCUGCAAAACAGAAGCAAUCAAGGGAAUGGGCCUGCUGAAGGGAGGAGCAGUGAUAAAAGUAGGGAUACUGCAGUGCAGGAAGUAUCUUUUGCAUCCUCCCGUGCUGGAUACAGAUGCCAUCAGCAUAUUCGCCAUGAACGGGUAUGCAUGGAUCACACCACCUACACAGAAUAAUAUAAAGAAGAUGCUAAGUCUGAUAUAA